Schistocerca serialis cubense is the source of this 3972-nucleotide messenger RNA. RefSeq names its product carnitine O-palmitoyltransferase 1, liver isoform (gene whd). The transcript is spliced from 17 exons. Gene Ontology annotation, molecular function: carnitine O-palmitoyltransferase activity. Bases 326 to 2674 code for a protein of 782 amino acids. NCBI's taxonomy places the organism in Eukaryota, Metazoa, Arthropoda, Insecta, Orthoptera, Acrididae. Gene Ontology annotation, biological process: fatty acid metabolic process; carnitine metabolic process. Gene Ontology annotation, cellular component: mitochondrion. The record is from RefSeq and is a predicted model, not a curated record.
AAGAGAACACUAAAUUUCGAGGGGAGGGAACUGGGAAGCACCGCGUAUUCGCUUGUGCGUUUUUUAACUUUUUGUGUGAGUUUCGUUUGGAAAUAAAUUGUGAUUGUUCUUUACAAGUUUUGUUAAAAUCAAACUUUCGUCGAUAAGAAGCAGUGUUCGAGGAAAAGUCUAGAGCCAGCAGACCAGUCCCACGCAAGGUAUAUGUGGAGAUGCUGGAGGCUCUACUCGUCCUCUAGCAGAGAACGGGUGCAGCCCUUUGUACCUUCGGACAAUAUCGAUUGUAGUUUCACUGUUACAACUUCUCUGGCAGUGAUCAGGUGCUGCCAUGGCGGAAGCCCACCAGGCAGUAGCAUUUUCCUUCUCAAUUACCCACGAAGGGUGGGAUGUGAACUUCGACAGAGAGGUUCUUCAUCUUGUAUGGCAGUCAGGCGUGCGAUCCUGGAAGAAACGCUUUGCCAGAUUCAAGAAUAACAUAAAAUGUGGAGUCUACCCUGCUCCCCUUCAAAGCUUGUGGGCCAUUGUUGGUCUGUUCACUGGGAUGCAUUUUUCAAAGCUGGGAAUUAUCCCCAAAGUUGUUAAUAAAGUGAUUCUUCAUAUUCCAUGGUAUCACCAUGGACCGAGGCCAACAGUUGCCUGGGAGGUAGCCGGAUGUGCCUUACUUGGCAUGGGAUCGUGGCUUAGCAUUAUCUUCACUGUAAGAUAUUCACUGAAGAUGUUGCUCAUGUACAAGGGAUGGAUGUUUGAACAACGUGGCCGUGGUAGCAGAAUUUCCUAUUCAACAAAAUUGUGGAUGGUGGCAGUUAAGGUUUUGUCCUCUGGUGGACGACCUAUGCUAUACAGCUUCCAGGGCUCACUGCCUCGUCUACCCUUACCCACCGUACAUGACACAAUGUGCAGGUACCUUCGCAGCAUUCGGCCACUGUGUGAUGAUGAACGUUACUCUAGAAUGGAAAAGCUUGUUGCUGAAUUUGAGAAAGGCAUUGCAAAAAAGUUACAGAGAUACCUGGUGCUUAAAUCAUGGUGGUCUACAAAUUAUGUGUCUGACUGGUGGGAAGAAUAUGUUUACCUUAGGGGAAGAUCACCGUUAAUGGUGAACUCAAACUUUUAUGGUAUUGAUGCCAUUCUCAUGUACCCAACGCACGUGCAGGCUGCACGAGCAGCCACAUUAAUUCAUGGCUGCCUACAGUUCAGAAGACUUAUAGAGAGACAGGAGCUGGAGCCAAUUCUUAUACAGGGCUUAGUCCCACUUUGUUCAUGGCAAUAUGAAAGAAUGUUUAACACAACCAGAGUUCCUGGAGAUGAAACAGAUCGCAUUGUGCAUUAUAAUGAUUCAAACCACAUUGUUGUGUAUCAUCGUGGUCGCUACUUCAAGGUGCCGAUUUACUAUCAACGCCGUAUUUUGAGACCAUGUGAAAUAGAAAUCCAAAUAAAAAAAAUUUUAGAAGACACUUCACCGCCAGCACCUGGGGAAGAAAAGUUAGCAGCACUGACAGCAGGAGAACGUACGCAUUGGUCAAAAACACGAAAAGAAUUCUUUUUCAAGGGAACUAACAGACAAUCUUUAGAUGCCAUUGAAAGGGCUGCCUUUGUUGUUGCUCUUGAUGAUAUUCCAUAUGAAUAUGAUGAGAAAGAUCCUAGCAAACUAGACAAAUUUGGACACAUACUACUUCAUGGAAAAGGCUAUGAUCGCUGGUUCGAUAAGUCUUUUACCCUUUGUGUUGGAUCUAAUGGUCGUAUUGGUUUCAAUGCAGAACAUUCUUGGGCAGAUGCAGCUAUCAUGUCGCACCUGUGGGAAUACGUUGUGGUCGAGGAGGCAGCAGCAGUUGCAGCGAACAACUGUUACACAAAUGACGGCCACACUAAAGGGACUCCAGAAUUCACUCCUCCUGCACCUGUCAGAUUACAGUGGGAUCUGAAGCCAUCAUGUAUUACAGCUAUUGAAACUUCUUUGCAGGUUGCUAAUGGGUUGUUGAAUGAUGUUGACUUGCGAAUACUCGUCCAUGAUGCAUAUGGAAAAGGUUUCAUGAAGAGUUGCAGAACUAGCCCAGAUGCAUAUAUCCAGAUGGCUUUACAGCUUGCUUAUUACAGGGAUGCUGGGAAAUUCAAUCUUACAUACGAAGCAUCAAUGACAAGACUGUUCCGUGAAGGAAGAACGGAGACUGUUCGGCCAUGUACUGUUGAGUCAUCUGCUUGGGUUAUGUCAAUGAUGAAUCCCAAGUCAACGGCAUCUGAACGUAUAGCAUUAUUGCAGAAAGCAUGUGAAGUACAUCAGACUGGAUACCAGCAUGCAAUGUGUGGGAAAGGCAUAGAUCGUCAUUUAUUCUGCCUCUAUGUUGUGUCAAAAUACCUUGAAGUAGACUCAGCAUUCCUGAAAGAAGUGUUGAGUGAGCCUUGGCGUCUCUCAACAUCACAAACACCUCAUGGGCAGACAUCAAAGAUGGAUCUAAAGAAAUAUCCUCGCUGCAUAUCAGCUGGUGGUGGAUUUGGGCCUGUUGCUGAUGAUGGUUAUGGUGUAUCAUACAUCAUAGCUGGAGAAGAUAUGCUCUUUUUCCAUAUAACAUCAAAAGUUAGCUCACCUGAAACGGAUUCUAGCAGAUUUGCUGAACGUAUCUGUACAGCACUGAGUGACAUGAAGUCCUUAGUUGAAGAGUGGAAGAAGCAGCAAAAGAAAUAACACAAUGACUGUACUUUUGAAGUUUCAGUGUGUUGAUCAACUUGGGCAAAGGAUUGAAAGCAGAAUUUCAGAAAUACGUUGAACACAUGUUUGGUGCAGGAAUAUCAGGUAUAAUGUGGGAGAUGAGCUCAUCUGUUGUUGGUUUUUAAACUUUAUCUUGUCUAAUUAGUAAUGACAUUUUAAUUUUAUGUGACAAACAUCAGAGUGUUAUCCAUCAGUAUUUAUGUACUCAUGUUACAUCCUUUUUCUUGCACUCUUUGUAGAAAAUGCCUAUGUUGUCAUUUCUUUAAAAGUGCAGCCUGUAAAUAGUUUAGGAAGUGCCUAAUCAAAGUGUAAAAUAAUCCUAAUGUAGGGUACAGUUAUACUUAUGGAGUAUUUGACAUACUUGCAUAAUAUAUGCAGUACUUUUCAUUUAGGUGAGGAAUGCACACAAGUACUUUUUUAUAUGCUCAAGUUAUUUAAAGUUGCAGUGUUUAACAAAUAAUAAUACGAGAGUUUUGUGGGGGAGAACUUACAACCACAGAAUGUUGUAGCACAUUAUUUUACUUCAUAGUUGUUAUUUCCUUUCUUCCAAAGAACUGACAAACAUAGCAAUGCAAUUUCAUCAUGCAACCUAUCAAUGCAAUGUUGUGUGUGUAUGUGUUUGAAUAUUUUUGUAUGUAUAUUUGUGGUUUGAAAAUGAAUGGUAUGUUGCUGUUAUACAAAAUGAAAUAUAAUAUUAUUGUUAACACCAUUUAUAAAAUGAAGUGUGACUGACUAUGAUCAAAAUGUCAGAGACUCUUGCCUUGUAUUGUGUGGAGCAUUCACUUCUCGUUCAGAAAAAGCAUCUGAAGUAAUGACAUUUGUAGUUCUCUAGCAUUACCUGUAUGUUGAAACUGUUGUGUUCUUUCUUUUCUCUGUGAAAAUCACUUUCCCCAACAUUGCUGAACUAGAAAAGAAAAUGAUAUUUAAAGUGCCAUCUUAUUAAUUAUUUAGUUUUAUUUUUUAUCUGUUAAUGACCAUGUGAUGGGGGGAAAUCUCAAAACUGUCAUACACUUAAAAAGGGACUUCCUGUGAGAUGAAUGUUAAACUGUAUAACAGCUUACAGUGUCUGAUGUAUAUAUUCUACUAUACUUUUGUACGUCUCAUUGACUAUAUUCAGUACAUUUCUCAGCACUAUGUGCUGAUAUGUUGUUCUUGUUGUUUUUGUUUCCAGCCUUAAGAAAGAAAAAAUUAUCCAUUUGCAUCCUUUUGAAUUCAGUACCUUUUUCUUGAAACCUGUUUGGGAAUAAUUUGAAUAAAAACAUUUUUAUUACAAA